CGGAGGAGGCCGGCCGACCGUCUGCGUGUCACGUACAUAGCCGUACGGGAGCUUGACAGUUUGGCUGCCCAGACUCUCUGAAAUCGAUCCAGUGAAUGACACUUAUUUCUCCAUAUAUGUACCAUGGAAUAAUGUCCAUUGCGCAGUCAUGUAAAUAUGUAAAGGAUGAGCAAUUCAUCUGGCAAAAUGUCUUCUGUUGGUAGUAUUUCAAAUGGCCGAGGGUCACGUCGUGGAAGCACAGUGAGUGACAAGCUACGUGUUCGUUCAGGACAGGGGAAAAUGUCUGACUCCCAAUGGCCUCUUCACACAGUUUUAGAGUUUUCCCAUCAAGUUGCUUUAUUGUAUGAGAACCUGGCCAUUAAUCUGCAGUCAUUAGUAGAAUCAUUCAGAGACCAAGCUGUUAUCAGAGAUGGCAUGAUUGCAAUUGACAGGAAGCAUUGUGAGCACCAGUGGUUUGUGAAUGUAUGGGAGAAACUAUUGGAUGAAUAUGCUGCUGUAUCUAUUGAUUACUUUGAUCUUGCAAACAAUCUUGAGAGUGGUGUAAGUAAUGCAGUUCAGCAGACAACAAGUCGUAUCAUACUCAAUGAUGCAAUUCGCUAUCGUGAAAAUCUUUGUCAAGAAAUCAGGAUGAAUGAUUGCAGUUUGUUGAAGCUUGAGAAAGAGUAUAGUGAGGCCUGGCAUAAGAUGGAUCGGGACGGUAUGGACAACAUUAAGAAUCACAACACAGCACUGUGCUACAAUAAACAUAAUGACUAUGUUCUGCAACUGACUGGAAUCAAUAUUUUGAAUGCGGGUAUCUGUAAUACAGCACUACCAUCACUGAGCAAAGACAUAGAACGAGUAAAUGCUGAAAUAACUGGACUUGCGGUGAAGGAAGUAGUCAGACAAGCUCAACUUACUCGAUCCAAGCUGACUGAUCAAGGUAAUCGUAUGGACACCAUUAUCAACACUGUACAAAAUGCGUCUGAACCAUCUUCAGUUUGUCAUGAUCAAACCAAGCAGUAUGAAUUCAGCAAACCACACCAGAAUGCAGCAGGGGACUUUGUGGAAAAGAAGCUGGUGGUGAAUCUGGCAACAGAGAAGGUGCUUCAAGGCAAAUAUGACAUGCUGGUUAAAGAGGUGAAUGAAAUGGAAAAGCAAUUGGCAACAAGAAAGGAGACUCAGAGUAAACUCAAAAGGCAAUAUGAUAUUGUAAAAAUGAGUCAACAACAUAGUAAAGCUACAGAGAUUUUGACUCAAAUCUAUAUCAACAAAAGUGAGAUGCAAAAGACUGAAGUAGCCCUUGAGAGCAGACAGGCCCAGCUGAAGUUGUUUACCCCAGAGAUUCUAGGAUGGAGAGUUAGUAAUGGACAUGUGUUGCCAACGGGUGACCGUAUGACUGCCAAGUCUGAACAAUGUUCUUUAUCUUCUGAAGCUAAGGAUUGCUUGUCAGAUAUGCUGGAAAGUGGCAAAAGAUCACACUGUUUUCAAGAUUACAACUUCAAAAAACCAACCUUUUGUGAUCACUGUAGGGGACUAUUAAAAGGCAUACUGAAGCAAGGCUUGCGUUGCAAACUGUGUAAAUGCAAUGUACAUCACAAAUGCCAGGAGGGUUUUCCAGAAUGUAAAGGACAGGAAAAAUCCAACAAAGUAUUUCGGCGCCAAUCAAGUGUUCGAGACAUCAAACCUCUGGUUGACAAGAAAAAGCUUCUUCGUAAACAGAAAAGUUCCUCAGAACUUGAGAUUCCUAGGUACUUUGAGUCGAAUGUUGAAGAGGUGGAUCCAAUAUAUGAGGCCAUUAAAUGUGCAGCCAAUCUUUCUAGUGCAACAUGUGUUGAGACUUCACCAAGGCCUAGUCUGGUUCCAGGUAGUAUUGCUGCAUCAGGAGCUUCCUUAAGUAGCUAUUCCAGUGGCAGCGCCAAUUCACUGGCACCAGAUGGACGGGAUCCAGUCAUGUCUAAAUCAGCACCACACAGUCCAAGUACAUCUUCAACGAGGAGAAAAAUAUUGGAGACGUAUGGAAAGAGCAUGUCAUUCGACACAGAGCCUUCGACCCGUGUUAAACAUACGCAUGCGAGACACAGUGAGCCUACAAUACAGAUUUCAAGUUCAACUGGCAGUGACUAUGUGGCUUUGUAUAACUUUGAGGGCAUGAUGAGGGAUGACCUAUCACUCAGGGCUGGUGAACAUGUUCAGGUUACUGACAGCAAGAAAACAGAGUGGUGGAAGGGUGAGGUGAAUGGUCGAUGUGGUUUUUUCCCAUCCUUCUGUGUGACAUCACUGAAACCAUGGGAAAGGGUUGUCAGAGUAACACAUACACACAAAGCAGCAGCAGAUGUCAAAGAUGGAAUCAAUCUCAAUAAAGACCAGGUUGUGAUUCAAACAUCAGGUGAAGAUGGUGGCUGGGUUAAUGUAUGUACCAGGAAGCACACUGGCUGCUUUCCCUAUAGAUACCUUCAACCCAUCAACAAAAGUACUUGAACUUGUUGAGUUUUGAAACAAAUGUUUUGCCUCCUGCCAGUACUACUACCUUAUCAACACUUGCCAGUUCUUUAUAGAAGCCACUCUGUCUAAUCAGCACUUGCCAGUUCUUUAUAGAAGCCACUCUGUCUAAUCAGCACUUGCCAGUUCUUUAUAGAAGCCACUCUGUCUAAUCAGCACUUGCCAGUUCUUUAUAGAAGCCACUCUGUCUAAUCAGCACUUGCCAGUUCUUUAUAGAAGCCACUCUGUCUAAUCAGCACUUGCCAGUUCUUUAUAGAAGCCACUCUGUCUAAUCAGCAUUGCGAUAACCUAACUCAAAACUGUUAGGACGUUGCAAAUAUUUAUUAUAGAAGAAUUGUAUAUGUAUCGCCAUCAUCCUAUCUAGUGCCUGGAGGAAGGGAAACAAAGAACUUGAAUAAUACAUGCAAUGUAUCAUGCCCAAACUCUUGUAUCUCCAGCAAACCAGAGUACUCUGGCAAGUAUGACGAGUCCAUGUAAUACAGAGUAUACACAAGAUAUUCCAUGGUGGAAACUCAUCAAUGACUAGGUUGUACUGUUCAACAUUGAUGUAGGAUUGCCUUCCUCUCUAUGUAAGGUUCUCAAUGCCAUCCAUUAUUGUGAUAAAGUAACUUCUGGCUUAAAUGUUGAGCAGAUGAAGUGUUGUUUAAAACAGAUCAUGUAUGCAAAACUAUUUAUGCAUUAAAAAAUAUAUUUAUUUAUUUAUAAUGUAUUCACUUAGAGCAAUUUUCAUUGUGGGUAAGUGAAAUGUAUUCUAUUUAUUGUAAAAUACAAUAAUAUCUUGGUAUGAAUCUAUAGAAAAGAAACAAGGUAUACAGAAUGGAGUAAUAUUUAUUUUAAAGAUUAUAUUGGAGCAUAGUUAAGGGUGUCUGCUACAUUGAAGCAACAUGAAGGGUGUCUGCUACAUUGAAGCAACAUGAAGGGUGUCUGUUGCAUCAAAGCAAC
Molecule: messenger RNA, 3423 nt
Organism: Asterias rubens (European starfish)
Lineage: Eukaryota; Metazoa; Echinodermata; Asteroidea; Forcipulatida; Asteriidae
Exons: 23
Coding region: 166-2460 (764 amino acids)
Biological process (GO): positive regulation of voltage-gated calcium channel activity; skeletal muscle contraction; positive regulation of protein localization to plasma membrane
Cellular component (GO): extrinsic component of cytoplasmic side of plasma membrane
Molecular function (GO): protein binding
Source: RefSeq, a predicted model, not a curated record